This is a messenger RNA of Arachis duranensis, 975 nucleotides long. RefSeq names its product RHOMBOID-like protein 13. Gene Ontology annotation, cellular component: membrane. NCBI's taxonomy places the organism in Eukaryota, Viridiplantae, Streptophyta, Magnoliopsida, Fabales, Fabaceae. The record is from RefSeq and is a predicted model, not a curated record. The coding region runs from base 184 to 975 and encodes 263 amino acids. Gene Ontology annotation, molecular function: serine-type endopeptidase activity. The transcript has a single exon.
UGUAGCUAAGCAUUUGAUUUAGGGAUUGUAUAUUUGGUUGUGGUGUCAAUAGUUUUUGGGAGCUUCUGAUUGAAGAGACUCUUUUUAUCUUGUUUGGAUUGUAAAGUAAGCUACCCUUUCGGCUGAAGUUUUGAUCUUUGGGGAAUUGCAAAACGUGGUUGGAAAAGUUAGGAGCUCUGGGAAAUGGGGAAGCCUUUGUUCUAUGAGAUCUUGGAGAAGCCAGCAACUAGUUGCAUCAUAGGAAUAUGCAGCGCUAUUUGGUUCUACAUAAAGAAGAAGAAUAUUGGAUACUCACAUGUUGGUCUGAGCUAUGAGAGUGUCAUUGAAGGGCAUUAUUGGAGGAUCAUCACCUCUGCAUUCUCCCAUAUAAGGGUUAUUCAUCUUGUUUUUAACAUGAUUGAUCUUUGGUUUCUUGGGGGGGCGGUAGAGGAAUUAGGGCACUUGGGUCUUGGUGUUGAAUACUAUUUGCAAUACACACUUGUAUUGGUUGUUUUAUCAGGGUUGCUGGUUCUUGGAAUGUACCACAUAUUGAUUCAGAGAUUUAAACUCGAGUAUUUUCGCCGAAUUCCAGCUGUUGGUUAUUCGUGUGUUGUAUUCGGGUGGCUGACAAUUCUUGCUGUUAAGCAGCCUUCCUCCAAGUUGGAUCUCUUUCGAUUCUUUUUGCUUCCAAUCAGAUUCGCACCGUUUGAGUCGCUUGUUUUUACUUCGAUUAUUGACCCUCGGGCAGGUUUCCUUGGCCAUUUAUCAGGAAUUGUGAUUGGAUAUGCUAUAGCAUGGGAUUUGAUUCAUGGUAUGAACAAUUACUGGGCACUCUCCUUGUUGGGUUGGAUCAUACUUGUCUUCAUCUUGAGCUUGAAGACAUCUGGUGCUGUUGACUUCAGCUUCCUUGAGAUCGAAUCUGUGACUGAUCCAUCCUUAUCGUCGGUACGGUUUUUGGGAUCUGACAAAAAUCACUACCUUAACUACCAUUUAUAG